This is a messenger RNA of Ectocarpus siliculosus, 1493 nucleotides long. Lineage: Eukaryota; Phaeophyceae; Ectocarpales; Ectocarpaceae. The record is from the annotation of a GenBank genome assembly.
AUGGCGUUCCUCGGGACGAAGGUGAAGCACGCCGUCAUCACGGUCCCGGCCUACUUCAACGACGCCCAGAGACAGGCGACCAAGGACGCGGGGACUAUCGCGGGAUUGCAGGUGGAGAGAGUGAUCAACGAGCCGACGGCGGCGGCCAUCGCCUACGGCCUGGACCGAGAAGGCAUCGAGGAGAACAUCCUCGUCUUCGACCUGGGAGGGGGAACCUUCGACGUCACCUUGCUCGCCAUCGACAACGGGGUGUUCGAGGUGCGAGCAACGAGCGGGAACACUCACUUGGGGGGCGAGGACUUUGACCAGCGCAUCAUGAAGUACUGCAUCUCACAGUUCAAGCGCACCAACGGCGUGGACGUGUCCGGCAACAAGCGGGCCGUGCAGCGGUUGAGGCGGCAGUGCGAGCUGGCAAAGCGGACCCUGUCCAGCCAGACUCAGGCGACGAUUACCGUGGAGGCCCUACACGACGGCAUCGACUUCUCGCUCUCCCUUACACGUGCCAAGUUCGAGGAGCUCAACCAAGACCUCUUCAAGAAGACUUUGGACGGAGGCAUUCUGUCCGGGGAUGCCGCCGAGCAGACGAAGGACGUGCUACUGCUGGACGUGGCUUCGCUCUCCAUGGGGAUAGAGACGGCGGGCGGGGUGAUGACGAAGCUGAUCGAGAGAGGGACCACGAUCCCCACGCACAAGUCUCAGCGCUUCUCGACCUACGCGGACAACCAGCCGGGGGUGCUGAUCCAGGUGUUCGAAGGGGAGCGUUCGAUGACGCGCGACAACCGCCUCCUGGGGAAGUUCGAGCUGUCCGGGAUACCGCCGGCCCCGCGCGGCACUCCUCAGGUGGAGGUGUCGUUCGACGUGGACGCCAACGGCAUCCUGCAGGUGUCCGCGGAAGACAAGGCCUCCGGCAAGGUGCAGCAGAUCACCAUCACGUCGGAGAAAGGGAGGCUCUCGGACGAGGAGAUCGAGCGAAUGGUCAAGGAGGCGGAGGACUUCGCGGAACAAGAUCGCCGAGAUCGGGCGAAGGUGGAGUCCAGGAACAACCUGGAGACCUACCUCUACAACUUGAAGACGUCCUACGAGGACACUCUCAAGGACAAGAUGGCGGAGAACGACUUGGAGGAGCUCAAGAGCGCGGUUGAAGGUGGUCUGGAGUGGCUGGACUCGAACCCAGGUGCGGAGGAGGAAGAGCUGGUGGACAAGCUCAAGGAGGUGGAGGGGGUGGCAAAUCCGAUCAUCGCUCGGGCGUACGAAUCGAACGGCGGGGGUGACGCAGAUGGCGGCUUCCCGCAGGGCGCUGAUGGGGGCGCAAGCGCGGCAGAGGAGGAGGAGCCGAACGCGGAGCCCCACGUGGAAGAGAUGGACUGAUCGUUGUUGCAUGAAAUACAGCGCCCCAACAAAUUUCUACGAUCAUGCCGUGUCUUCCACUUGGCCAGCCUCUCGCGACGAGGCGGUAUGGGCUUGAUCGAGAUCGAUGACCGUAUAUCUAUCCC